AUGCUAUCUUUCAAGCUGCUCGGUGCCAUCGCAGCCUUCACCUCCGCUUUGUUGACCAAGCAAGCGGCGCAGAGCUUCUGUAUCCACGGCAUCAACUACAACCCCCGCAUCGGGCCAGACUGGGCUGCUCAAGGUCAGCAAUGCAAGAGCGCCGCGGACAUCCAGGCGGACAUGGAGACGCUGUAUCAAGUAACGGGAUCCGUCCGCCUCUAUGGGCUCGGGGACUGCGACCAAGUCUCCAGAGUUUUGCCUGCCGCCAUCAACACCGGCCUGAGUGUGUCGCUGGGCCUCUGGGUGAGUGGGGAUGAAGCUGUGUUCGAUGCGGAGUUCUCUAGGCUCCAAACCUUGAUCCAGCAGCACUCGAGUCUCUUCUCGGGCGGCAGCAUCGUCGACAUCCACGUGGGGAGCGAAGCCGUGUAUCGGAAGGAGAUCACGGCCGAGGAGAACAUUGCGUAUCUCCAACGAGUGAAGGCUCUGCUCGCCGCGUACAGCUUGGCGUCUGUGCCCGUGACAAUCGCCGAGAUCGGGGACGUCUACUUGGCGCACCCGAAUCUCAUCGACGCUGUCGACGUCGUUCAAGCAAAUGGGUUUCCGAUGUGGGAGAAGAUCGCAGUUGAAAACGCUGUCCAGUACUUCGACACGAGGAUGCAGCCCCUGUACCAACAGGCUGCGGCGCUCGGCAAGAGGGUGGAGAUUGGCGAGACUGGCUGGGCGUCGGGUGGCUCGAGCCCCAAGGCGUCCGAGGCGUCUCCGGUGAAUGCGGCUCGCUACUUCUACAACUUCUUCCAGAUGGCCCAGGCGCGCAACCUCCCGUUCUACUAUUUCGAGGGCUUUGACGAGGAGUGGAAGAUCACCGCCAGCAACGCCACCGUCGAGGGGUACUUCGGACUCUUCCACGAGGACCGGACGCUCAAG
Phytophthora sojae is the source of this 915-nucleotide messenger RNA. RefSeq lists its product as hypothetical. NCBI's taxonomy places the organism in Eukaryota, Oomycota, Peronosporomycetes, Peronosporales, Peronosporaceae. The transcript has a single exon. Gene Ontology annotation, biological process: carbohydrate metabolic process. The record is from RefSeq and is a predicted model, not a curated record. The annotation marks the transcript as partial. Gene Ontology annotation, molecular function: hydrolase activity, hydrolyzing O-glycosyl compounds.